CGAUGGGAAACACAAAAGGGAGAGUUAAAAACCCUAAUCCCAGAUUCCCAAUUGCUCCCAACGCCGCUUCAUCCUCACUUACACCUGCCAUACCAUAAUCGAGUACAGCCAAAGAUGAGUCGGGGAAGCGCAGUGGGAGCGAAGGGGAAGAAGAAGGGAGCGACCUUCACGAUCGACUGCGGGAAGCCGGUGGAGGAUAAGAUCAUGGACAUUGCUUCGCUGGAGAAGUUUCUCCAGGAGAGGAUUAAAGUAGGCGGCAAGGCCGGUGCUCUUGGUGACACCGUUACCGUCACCCGUGAGAAAAGCAAGAUCACCGUCACUUCUGAGAGCAACUUCUCCAAGAGGUAUUUGAAGUAUUUGACAAAAAAAUACUUGAAGAAACACAAUGUCCGCGACUGGCUUCGUGUAAUUGCAUCCAACAAGGACCGAAAUGUUUAUGAGCUUAGGUACUUCAACAUUGCAGAGAAUGAGGGGGAGGAGGAGGAUUAAACAUUUGAUCUACAUUAUUCAUCUAUAAACACCUUCUUUCACCUUGCUUCCUUGGAUGUCUCUUCGUUUGUUGGAUUUUUAUGCAGUUUAACAAUUUUGUUCACCGAGAUUAUCUUGUUGAAUUUGGAUAGCUAUAAGACUCCACCAUUUCAAAAAUAGUUUAUUAUCAUUUUGUGGGUCAGCAGUUGGUGCAUGUGUUUUUUAUGACAAUCUUUCGAAUUUAUCUGAGGUUCUAAAUUAUGCUUUU
This is a messenger RNA of Vitis riparia (riverbank grape), 736 nucleotides long. Its product is annotated as 60S ribosomal protein L22-2. Gene Ontology annotation, biological process: cytoplasmic translation. Bases 115 to 489 code for a protein of 124 amino acids. NCBI's taxonomy places the organism in Eukaryota, Viridiplantae, Streptophyta, Magnoliopsida, Vitales, Vitaceae. The record is from RefSeq and is a predicted model, not a curated record. Gene Ontology annotation, cellular component: ribosome. Gene Ontology annotation, molecular function: RNA binding; structural constituent of ribosome. The transcript has 3 exons.